AUGCCUUCCAAUAAUGGCUCAAUGUCGUUGGAGGGACUAUUUGGUCAAUAUCGCUUUGCCGACGUUCCAAAACUCAAAGCAAUAUUUUAUGCAGAGUUUAACAUUGACAUUGGACCUGUGAUUCGUUAUCAGAUUUCUGACGACCAAAAUGUGGUAUCUCCAGAACGUUUUUCUGCAUUUUCGGCUGCUAUCAUUUCCAAAGACGAAAUGUUGAAUCGUCUCGUCAAGCUGAAUUUGCUAGAUUUCAAGGUUAUGGGGCAUCCUAUAGGAUUGAGUGAGUGA
This is a messenger RNA of Haemonchus placei, 282 nucleotides long. Lineage: Eukaryota; Metazoa; Nematoda; Chromadorea; Rhabditida; Trichostrongylidae. The record is from the annotation of a GenBank genome assembly.